Messenger RNA from Gadus chalcogrammus (walleye pollock), 793 nucleotides. Its product is annotated as collagen alpha-1(VII) chain-like. The coding region runs from base 80 to 793 and encodes 237 amino acids. The record is from RefSeq and is a predicted model, not a curated record. Lineage: Eukaryota; Metazoa; Chordata; Actinopteri; Gadiformes; Gadidae. The transcript has 14 exons.
GCCGAAACGUACAAGACAUUUGCGGUUUCGCUAUGAAAUCGGCUUCGUGUGGACGGGGCCUAAGGGCUAUUGAUCAGCUAUGAAAUUCCUGUGUAUUUUCGCCGUUCUUCUGUCCGUUGUGGCUGCUCGUCCUGAUCCAAGCCGGCCAUGGCGAAGAGGUGGACCGUUCGCUAGAGGACCUGGAGGGCCUCGAUGGGAACCCAACUUCCCAGGCAGACCCACGGGGCCGGGAAAGUUGCCACCUGGGCAUCCAGGCAGACCUUCUCACGGAGCAGGGCAUGGAUGUUCCCAGAUGACCACAGUGGGAGCACCUGUGUCAGACCCUCAGACGACUGGGGCUCCUCCAGUGACUUCCAGGGGUGACAAGAGUGGAGCGGAAGGGAAGCCCCUUGUUCAGGUGGGAGAAACAUUAGCCACUACCUCGCAAACCCAAACUCCUGGUAGGGCCCCAGUGCCUGGCCCAGGGGCCGCGGACAUGGACCUGCUGGAGGGCUUUCUAAUGGGCGGGACCCCCCUGGAGCCGGGUCAGCUGGAGAAACAAAAGUUCAUCCCCAUAUUCAAGGCUGACAAUGUCUCAUUUGAGAAUGUCACUGGUCUUCACCUGAAAGAGGGGGAGAAUAUAUACCUACUACCAAAGGAUGAAAAACAACCACCCAUGCCAAAGGAAUCAAAGAUGAAUGGGCUCCCUGCACCUGCGAGCAUGUAUGGACCGUAUGGAAUGCCAUACCAACGAAGGCCUCAGCCAUAUUUGAAGGUUGUCCUCAAUCCCACUGCAACUGCAACGGUAAUUUAA